Molecule: messenger RNA, 1640 nt
Organism: Vigna unguiculata (cowpea)
Lineage: Eukaryota; Viridiplantae; Streptophyta; Magnoliopsida; Fabales; Fabaceae
Product: NAD(P)-linked oxidoreductase superfamily protein
Cellular component (GO): cytoplasm
Source: RefSeq, a predicted model, not a curated record
UGCAUUGACGUGUAUCAUUUCAUCCCCACCAUUCUUCUACAAACCACAAUUCUCAAUUUUUCACUUUCUUCAUUUCAUUUCAACAGAGUGUUGCAAAAUUUUCUUAUUUUCUGCACGUAAUUGUGGUUUUUUCCCCGUCAAUUUCCAAUGAACGUUUAGAUUCCUAGUUGUCACUCUCGUAUCAUAUUUAUUGAAAUCGUGUGUUAAAAGUUGUGUCCUUUUGAACAUCAAUAAAAGAUAAAAUAUUUUGGGUUUUUAAUUUCAUAGCCAAAGACCCAUUUUUGGACUUGAACUGGUUUUUUGUUCCCAUGGCCCUUCAUAUUAGCAGUGGUUGUUUUUCUGUGAUGUGUCACUCAAGAGUUCACAGAAUAAGAGCUGCUGCUGCUGCUUCAGAGGGUUCUUCUACUCUUAAUUCAGUAGUGGAGGAGAAGGUGAAUUUGGGUAACUCUGAUUUGAAGGUCACAAGGUUAGGAAUUGGAGCUUGGUCUUGGGGUGAUAGAACUUUCUGGAACGAUUUGGAAUGGAAUGACAGGAAUGAGAAGGCUGCUAGAGAUGCUUUCAAUUCAAGUAUUGAUGGAGGCAUAACCUUUUUCGACACUGCUGAAGUCUAUGGCUCUGGGCUUGCUUUAGGAGCCGUAAGCUCUGAGGUUCUUCUUGGAAGAUAUAUUAAGGAAAGAAAACAAAAGGAUCCAGAUGUUGAGGUUGCUGUUGCAACCAAGUUUGCUGCACUGCCAUGGAGAUUCGGCCGUGAAAGUGUCCUCAAGGCUCUUAAAGAUUCCCUUUGUCGAUUAGGAAUGACUUCAGUAGAUCUUUAUCAGCUUCAUUGGCCUGGAGUUUGGGGAAAUGAAGGUUCACAGUGUAUCAAAUUUUUUUCAUUGAACCAUUCAUUUAAAAAGACUUUUGGAAUCGUAUGUAUCUUUACUUAUGAUCAGAUUAAGAGAAUGUUAGUUCCUCAAUUAUUUUACCUUUCAGGGUAUAUUGAUGGUCUAGGAGAUGCUGUUGAAAAGGGACUAGUGAAGGCUGUUGGAGUUUCAAACUAUAAUGAAAAGAGACUCCGUGAGGCUUAUGAGAAGCUGAAGAAGAGAGGUAUUCCAUUAGCUUCAAACCAAGUAAACUACAGCCUCAUAUACCGUGCCCCUGAAGAAAAUGGUGUAAAGUCUGCCUGUGAUGAACUUGGGAUUACAAUAAUUGCUUAUUCACCAAUUGCUCAAGGUGCUCUAAGUGGAAAGUACACUCCUGAUAAUCCACCAAGUGGGCCUCGAGGCAGAAUUUAUACUCCUGAAUUCCUAACAAGGCUCCAACCUUUACUGAACAAGAUUACUGAAAUAGGAGAGAAGUAUGAUAAAACUCGUACACAGGUAUCACUGAACUGGCUGGUAGCACAAGGCAAUGUUGUGCCAAUUCCUGGAGCCAAGACAAAAGAACAGGUUAAGGAAUUCGUAGGUGCACUUGGGUGGAGACUAACCGAAGAAGAGGUGGCUGAGCUGCGUAGUUUGGCUUCAGAAAUUAAGCCUGUCAUUGGUUUUCCAGUAGAAAACCUCUAGAAUAUUCUUAAACACAAAAAUGGUUGCUGCAUGCACCUUCCCAAUCCACUGUAAAAAUUGUAUCUGUUUAUCAAUAUAGCUCUGAUUAUUUGUUAA